ACUGUGCCCAAAGCCAUGCACAACUCCCUCUGGGGCACCACAACCAUCUCCUACAUAGGAUGUGCUGCACAGACCUUUUUCUUUAUGUUCUUCAUCUCCACAGAGUUUUCCCUCCUGACCAUCAUGUGCUACGACCGCUACGUGGCCAUCUGCAAACCCCUGCACUACGGGACCCUCCUGGGCAGCAGAGCUUGUGCCCACAUGGCAGCAGCUGCCUGGGCCAGUGUGUUUCUCUAUUCUCUGCUGCACACAGCCAAUACAUUUUCCCUGCCCCUGUGCCAGGGCAAUGCCCUGGGCCAGUUCUUCUGUGAAAUCCCACAGAUCCUCAAGCUCUCCUGCUCACACUCAGGCUAUCUCAGCGAACUGGGACUUCUUGGGGUUAGUGCCUGUUUAGCAUUUGGCUGUUUUGUUUUCAUGGUUUUCUCCUAUGUGCAGAUCUUCAGGGCUGUGCUGAGGAUCCCCUCUGAGCAGGGACGGCACAAAGCCUUUUCCACGUGCCUCCCUCACCUGAUCGUGGUCUCCCUGUUUGUCAGCACUGGCAUAUUUUCCUACCUCAAGCCCCCCUCCAUCUCCUCCUCAUCCCUGGAUCUGGCCCUGUCAGUUCUGUACUCGGUGGUUCCUCCAACCCUGAACCCCCUCAUCUACAGCCUGAGGAACCAGGAGCUCAGGGAUGCCCUGAGGAAAACGAUAACUGGAUGCUUUUCAGGAGCAAUAAGAUGCCUGUCUUUUGGUGUGUAGCAUUCAGAACGGGACUCCUUAAUGACCCAGUCUUUCUGCUCAGGUUUUCCUGGAGGUCAUCGGGUCCUUCUUGC
Molecule: messenger RNA, 812 nt
Organism: Empidonax traillii (willow flycatcher)
Lineage: Eukaryota; Metazoa; Chordata; Aves; Passeriformes; Tyrannidae
Product: olfactory receptor 14J1-like
Exons: 1
Coding region: 16-738 (240 amino acids)
Biological process (GO): G protein-coupled receptor signaling pathway
Cellular component (GO): membrane
Molecular function (GO): olfactory receptor activity; G protein-coupled receptor activity
Source: RefSeq, a predicted model, not a curated record